This is a messenger RNA of Trichosporon asahii var. asahii CBS 2479, 948 nucleotides long. Its product is annotated as Arylamine N-acetyltransferase. The transcript has a single exon. The record is from RefSeq and is a predicted model, not a curated record. Lineage: Eukaryota; Fungi; Basidiomycota; Tremellomycetes; Trichosporonales; Trichosporonaceae. Gene Ontology annotation, molecular function: acetyltransferase activity. The coding region runs from base 1 to 948 and encodes 315 amino acids.
AUGACUCAUCGGCCAAGAAACUCUGGCUCUGCAUCCUCCCAACCCCUCAUCCACACCUCUUCUAGCAGCACCGCCAUGUCCCUGGGCGACCGCUACCUGAACCUGCUCGGCCUCGAGCGCCCCGCAAAGCUCGACCUGGCCGCGCUCACAACAAUCCUGCACGCGCACCUGCGCGCCUUCCCGUUCGAGAACGUGACGCCCUUCAGCGGCAUCCCAGUGAGCGUGGACACGGAGGAGAUCUACGCCAAGUUCGCCUCCGGCCGGGGCGGCUACUGCAUGGAGCACCACCAGCUGUGCCAGCCUGCGCUGGCCGAUAUAGGCUUCGCGGCGGAGCGUCAGAUGGCGCGCGUGUACGUGGGCACGAACGAAAGGGCGCUCGCGCAGACACAUCAAGUCACCCUCGUCACCUUCCCGGACGACAGCACGUACAUCUUCGACCCGGGAUUCGGGGCCACGACGCCCAAGACGCCCCUGUGCAUCAGCUCGGGCCCCGAGCCGCAGAAAAACGAGUGGCAGACCCUCCGCGUCGUACCCGCAACACACGACGUGGUGGAGAAAAUCGGCGCAGCCAAAGUCGGCGAGGACGUUCAUCUCAUUGUUGAGAGCGAGUUCGAAGGCAACUGGAUGCCGCAGUACGGCCUCACGCGCCCCGGGGCUGUGCACGCGGACAUUGAGGCGUUCAACUGGUGGGUGUGCACGUAUCCGAAGAGCAACUUUGUCACAAACCUCAUGUGCGCAACGUGGAAUGGCGACGACGACAGGGUUACGGUCGGAGGAAGGGUGGUCAAGAAACGCAGCCCCGGAAGGCCGGACCAGGUCGCUGUCAUGGACUCGGAGGAGGAUGCGAGGAAGUGGCUCGUAGAGGAGAUGGGACUGAGGCUUAGCGAGGAGGAACUCAGGAGGUGUUGGGAGAAACUGAGCACGCUGCCGAGGCCGGAGAUCAAGUAG